Messenger RNA from Prunus avium (sweet cherry), 2058 nucleotides. RefSeq lists its product as uncharacterized. NCBI's taxonomy places the organism in Eukaryota, Viridiplantae, Streptophyta, Magnoliopsida, Rosales, Rosaceae. The record is from RefSeq and is a predicted model, not a curated record. Gene Ontology annotation, molecular function: helicase activity.
AAAAGCCAAGUGUGGGAGAGAGAGAGAGUGAUUGACUGAGUGAGUGAGUGAGAGGAGAUGGAGGAAGCUAAAACAGAACGUUUCAGUGAUAUCGUGUUUUCUUGGUCGCUCGAAGACAUUUUCAAUGAAAAUCUUUACAAGAACCAGGUGGAAAAGAUUCCUGAGUCAUUUCAUUCGGUUUGGCAAUAUUUUGGGUCUUAUAUACAUCCUUUAUUGGAAGAAACUCGAGCACAGGUGCAUUCAAGUAUGGAAACUAUUGACAGAGCACCAUUUGCUGAAGUGGUUGGUUUUGAAGAAUGCAAUCCUCAUGGGGUUGGGGCUUACGGGAAAAAUGUAUAUGAUAUCAAGGUUGAUUGCUGGAGAAACAGGUUCAGUAAUCUCGGCAAGGAGCCAUACAAAACUUUGCCUGGGGAUCUUUUUGUCUUAGCAGAUGCCAAACCCGAAACUGUUUCUGAUUUACAAAGGGUAUGGAGGUCCUGGGCUUUUGUUUCAGUCACUAAUGUCUCAGAAAAUGAGAACGAGGAUGAUACUACUUUUCUUUAUUUUAAAGUCAAGGCAUCCAAAGAGUUUGAAGUCAACGAUAGCACCCAUACAUCACUAUUUUUGGUUUUCCUGGUAAAUUUAAUCCCUAAUGGCAGAAUAUGGAAAGCAUUGCGCAUGUCCGGAAACCAGAAGAUUAUCAAAGAAGUUUUGUGCACCGAUUCUGUGAAUGAUGGCAUCCGGGAUAAGUGGUUAGUUGAGAGUUCAUCAUGGGGAUUGAAUGAGUCCCAAACUGGGGCUGUUUUGGCAUGUCUUGAAAUGCUGCAUUGUGAUUCCAAGUCUACUGUGCAACUUAUAUGGGGUCCACCAGGUACAGGAAAAACUAAAACCACCGCUACGUUGCUUUUUACUCUGUUACAGAUGAACUGUAGGACUGUUAUUUGUGCCCCAACGAAUGUUGCAAUAACUGAAGUUGCUUCUCGUUUUCUAAAGAUAGUAACUAAAGCAGAGUCCAAGUCCUUGUUCUGUUCUUUGGGAGAAGUUCUUCUAUUUGGGAAUAAGGAACGACUUAAAGUUGGUGCACACAUUGAAGAUAUAUAUUUGAAUUACCGUGUCAAAAAGCUAGGAGAGUGCUUGGGGCCAGUGACUGGUUGGAGGAGUUGCUUCGCUUCCAUGAUAGAUUUUCUUGAAGAUUGUGUUUCUCAUUACCACGUUUUCUUGGAAAAUGAGUUAACCGAAGAGAAAGAACAUAAUGGUGUUACUGAACUGAAAGAGAAAGAAUGCAGAAGUGACACUGAACUUAUCAAGGGGAAGUGCAAAUCAUUUCUUGAAUUUUUCAGAGAUAGAUUUGUUUCUACUGCAUUACCACUAAGAGAUUGCAUUUCUACCUUAUGUACCCAUAUAGCCAAAAAUUACAUUUCAGAACAUAAUUUCCAAAACAUGAUUUUGCUCAUAUGCUUAGUUGAAACCAUUGAAUUUUUAUUGGCCCAAAAAAAUGUUGUUUCUGAAGCAUUGGAACACCUUUGCUCUCGUUCAGAAGUUGAAGAUGUGCCUGAGUCAUUUGUAGAUAACUCAUUUCAGCUGUGCAUCCAUAUAAGAGAAUGCCUUUCAGUGUUACGUACUCUACAGGAUUCUCUUAGUAGACUUCACCUUCCAAAUGUUAGGAAUGAAGAAUCUCUAAUGGAAUUCUGUUUUCAAAGAGCUUCCUUAAUAUUUUGCACCGUGUCAAGUUCCUAUAAGCUGCAUAGAGUGGAAAUGGAGCCACUGACAAUUGCUGUUAUUGAUGAAGCUGCACAAUUGAAAGAAUGUGAAUCAACAAUAACCCUGCAACUUCCAGGUGUGAAGCAUGCUGUUCUUGUUGGUGAUGAAUGUCAGUUACCAGCUACGGUGAAAAGCAAUGUUUCUAAUGAGGCUGGUUUUUCUAGAAGCUUGUUUGAGAGGUUGAGCUCAAUGGGUCACUCAAAACACCUUCUGAAUAUGCAAUACAGAAUGCAUCCCUCAAUAAGUUUCUUCCCAAAUUCAAAUUUCUAUAAUAACCAGAUCCUAGACGCUCCAAUCGUUAAAAAAAGAAGCCAUGAG